AUGGCUCUUGCUGACUAUGACCGCUUCACGCUCCUGGCUGUAGGCGUGCCCGUUGCUUUCGUGAUAUACUCCGCCCUCGUAGCCAUCUACCGCCUCACCCUCCACCCGCUGGCCAAGUACCCAGGACCACUGCUAUGGCGCAUAUCCCCAAUUCCAAGCAUCUACUAUCUCCUCACCGGCCGCAUCUCCUUCCAAUACAAGCUCCUGCACGACCAAUACGGCCCCGUCGUGCGCGUCAUGCCCAACGAGCUGGCCUUCAACACGUCGCGCGCCUUCGAAGACAUCUACGGGCACCGCGUCGGCCUGCCCAACAUGGAGAAGGACCCCAUCCACGUCGGCGCCGUCGAGGCGAUCCCCGGCGCGACCAACCUGACCAUGGCGCCCGAGGCGCACCACGCGCGGCAGCGGCGCGCGCUGGCGCACGCCUUCAGCAAGCAGGCGCUGAUGGAGCAGCAGCCGAUCCUGCUGGGCUAUGUGGACCUGUUUGUGAAGCGGCUGCGGGAGCACGCGCGGGCGGACAAGGCGGUGAACAUGGUGUCCUGGUUCAACUUUGCGACGUUUGAUAUCAUUGGGGAUCUGAGUUUUGGCGAGCCGUUUGGGUGUUUGGAGCAAGGCGAGGGCAGCGAGUCGGCCAAUUGGGUUGUCCUCAUCUACGAGAGUAUCAAGUCCGGAGCUAUCGAGCAAGCUACGCGCCGGUUUGCGAAGCCUGGAUCCCUGUCGCAGCAGUUCCUGCUAUGGUGCAUUCCGAGUAUUGUGCGCCAGCGACGUGUGCAGCACUUGACGAACUCGAGGGAAAAGGCACUCCGACGGAUGGCGACAAAGACUGAGCACAGGGACUUCCUUUGGUAUGUUCUGAAGCAACGAGAGAAGAAGAACGAAGUGUCUGAUGACGAGGUGAUCAUGAAUUCCGCGCUGUUUAUUGUUGCUGGGAGCGAAACCACUGCGACGCUGCUUUGCGGUCUGCUGAACCAUCUAAUCCGGAACCCGCCCAUGCUGGAUAAACUCAAGAAAGAAAUCAGGGAUGCCGUAAAAACGCCCGAAGAUCUAGUCAUGGAGAAUGUAGGAGAGCUGAAGUGGAUGAAUGCGUGUAUCGAAGAGGGCCUGCGAAUCUUCCCGCCUGUUCCCAUUGGGCUGCUAAGAACCGUCCCGGAAGGGGGGUCGGAUGUGGACGGACACUUUAUCCCUGAAGGAACAUCUGUCUGUGUGAGUUCGUGGGCCGCAUCGCACAACCCGAAGAACUUCGUCGACCCCGACACGUUUAUCCCGGAGCGCUGGCUGGACUCCAAGUACGACAGCGAUGUCAAGAAGGCGUCCCAGCCAUUUUCGCUCGGCCCUAGAGGCUGCAUUGGACGUAACUUGACUUAUGUGGAGCUCCGACUCAUAAUGGCUGCUUUGCUGUGGAACUUCGAUGUUGAGUUUGCAGAUGGCGCACCGCUUUGGAGCCCCGCGAAUGAGUAUGCGGGGCUGCGGGCAUUCAAUACGUGGGAAAAGAGUCCGUUGAUGAUCAAGUUGACGGAUAUCAGGAACUGAGCUGCGGAGAGAAGCUAUUGGGAUGCGGGCUAAUGUCAAUUUCCAUACACGGCGUGUAUAUUUUGGAUGAGUAGAUGGUAGAUCGUUGAGGGUCUGUGAAUACAUAUUGAUAACUACGAGCUUAGAAAUAGGAAAGGGUUAUAGAUCAAUCAAAUCUUCAUGGAAUCACCUUAGCCUUCCUCAUUCUGUCAAAUGUGAGCUUCCAUGACUCCUUCGUGCCUGUGUUGACGGUAUAUCCGACGUUGUGGCUAGCCGUCAUAUCCAUUUGACGAUCGAAGUUGAACAAUGACAUUAUAAAGUACUGGAAGCCAGGAUGCGUGAUAUCGCUAUCAACCGACCCCUUCUUCAGCCCCUCCUUCUUCUCC
This is a messenger RNA of Mytilinidion resinicola, 1895 nucleotides long. RefSeq names its product pisatin demethylase. Gene Ontology annotation, molecular function: heme binding; oxidoreductase activity, acting on paired donors, with incorporation or reduction of molecular oxygen; iron ion binding. The record is from RefSeq and is a predicted model, not a curated record. The transcript has 7 exons. Bases 1 to 1530 code for a protein of 509 amino acids. Lineage: Eukaryota; Fungi; Ascomycota; Dothideomycetes; Mytilinidiales; Mytilinidiaceae.